Messenger RNA from Durusdinium trenchii, 2524 nucleotides. The record is from the annotation of a GenBank genome assembly. Lineage: Eukaryota; Dinophyceae; Suessiales; Symbiodiniaceae.
AUUACUCAAACAUGCUUUUGUCAUCAUCAAUGUGUUUUUUGUCGUGCUUUUCUUUUAGAUACGUCUUUUCUUUUCUUACAUCCAUGGACAUCCAUGGACCAGGUCGAGUGAACAGGCGAAGACUCGCGUGUCGUCGACCUGUUCCUCGCAGAUGUUCAGGUUAAGCGAACCGGCGACCAGGUCGCUGACAUCCACCACCUUCACUCGACCUGACAUCCACCACCUUCACAAGUCGUCGUCAUCGUUGUCAUAUUCUUUGAAUCAUUGUUACAGUAUCAUGUUCCUUAUCAUCGUGUUUGUUAAACUUUUAUUACAUUAUGUCGGAUGGUGUUCAUCGUGAGCUGGUGCUCAUUUGUUGUUUCCCACAUAUCUCACCCUGCUCGCAGCAGUGGAAUCAUUUCGCAGCAUUGUCAUUGUUUUCAGAGCAAUGUCGUCAUCCUUGCCAGCAGACAUUCACGGAGAUGGGAAAGGGCAGGACAAGACAGGGUUCGAUGACCUGUACUGGUCAUGCUCUAGACUGAGUUGAAGCAGGAGUCGGAAAAGGGCGAGGGGUUGAUUUGAAGAUGUGUGAUAUAUUUAAAGAUAUCCAAACGCAACUCGUCUAAGUCUAAGUAAGCUUCUCCCAUCAUGAAACAAUCUUUUAGACGUCAAGAUUAUGGCAUUCGCCGCAAGGAAAAAACGAUCUAUAUAGCGUCUAGUGUAGCGAUCAAUGAAGUUCAAGCAUAGCCGCUGCGUUGAUCUGCGUUGAAGUUCAUGACACUAAUGUUACUCAGGUUGGAUAUGCUUCAGGGCUCAGGAUCGAUGCUCCUCUUAUAGUGUGCCAUGGGCCAUUGGGAUUUGACCGUUGAAAUCUUUCGAACCCAGACACCACAUUGAACUAGGACGAGGCCGCAGUUCGCAGGCCAAAUAAAAAGGCCAAAAGUCAUUGUGCAGGGUGAACGGUUGAUUCACAAUGCAACGUGCCAUUUCGUAGCAAACUGUAGUGUUACCAUUCGUUGCCCAAUUGUUCCUUUUUUGGCAGCAUCUUGACGCGUAAACAAGACAACUGUUCAACAAUUGUGACUCGUGACCGUCUUAUCAAGACAUACUCUGGAGGGUGCCAUGUUGUCUUCCUUGCUGAAAGUCACGCCAUGUGGUCCUCCGCAUCCGAGGGCGCAGGGAAGUUCGCAUGCACGACACCAUUUGUCAAGACGCAGACAGUUUUCGAACUGCUGUGCAGCCUCCACUCUUGGUAAAUCCUCACGGUUUUCUCUCGCUGCCUUGGCAGUGCAGGCGCAUCCACGGUUGAGGAGGCUGACGAUGCGAGCCCGUGGUGGAGACUUCGCGAUAAUCCGUUUCCGCAUUCCUGGACUCGACGAUCUCACGAUGCUGCCUCGAGUGAUUACGGCAUGUUGUUUGGCCUUGCUGGUGUACAACAGAGCGACGACCACAGGUGAUGUGGACAGUUUUCGCCAGGUGAGUGAAGCUUUGGCUCUAGUGUUUUCUGUUCUUGCCUGGUCGAUUCCAUGGGUUGGCGGACGUUUAGAAGAAGCCGCGCGCCGGCAGGUUUCUGCCAAGCCAACAUCUCGGAAGCCCGGCUCCAUCCAGACACUUGCAAUAAAGCAAACUUUGCCGUCUGAGGUUCAGAUUGAUAUCUCUUGGAUCAGCUCAGUUUUGUUGCGAUUGACCAAUGCGGAUGGUUUGGUGGUUUGGCAUGAUGGGGAAGUGAUUUGUAGCCGUGGGAUUUUGAAACGGCUUCAAGGUUUUGCAUCUGGUGCUGAAUAUGUCCUCAAAGGCUUGGAUGCUGUUUGGCAGCCAGAGGCCACACCAGUGAAUGGCUUUUGUGCCACUCAAAGAGGCCUUGAGUCCUUUCCGAACAAACUUCUUCCGGCCAAGGUCCUUCCUGUUGAUACUGAGGCUGCUGUGGUAAAGCCGAUGCCCGGUGGCGGCCACUUAAUCAUGUGGUCUGCACGUCCACGUGCAUUUGACAAAGAAGCUGACCGCCUUUGGGUUGCCAAUGCGGCUUCGAAAUUGGGCCUACUGCUGAAUGAAGAGAAAGACUUGCAAGAUCAGCCUUCCGAGGUUGCUGAGGUCUGCUUUGAAGACGACUUGCCGAUUUCAUUGGAGGAGAACGACGAGGUCGCACAACGUGAUCCAUUUGCCAGAUUCGACACGCAGAUACGAAUUGCACCCACCUUCCUUGGCAUGCUGGGUUUGGGAGUCCUGAUCUUGAAUCGACAGUCCCUGGUGUUUUCUGAUGCGUCGAGGUAUGGCGUGGAUCCUUCCCAGACCCGUGCUGAUCUUUGUGCUGGAGUCCUCUCCGUGACGCUUCUCCUACAGGGCUUGGUUUGGAUUAGUGAGACUCCGAAGAGUCCAGACAUCGAGGACACAGCAGAAUGGGAGGAUGCAAACAAAGUUCUGUGGGUAGAUGAAGCUGUUCCACAACGCACAAGCGAAGAGUUGAUCUGGGCUUGGAGUGCCUUCAGCCGCGCCACAAGGGCCUGCUCGAUGGCUAUUUUUUGGCGUGGCGAAUGCAUCAUGCAGG